ACCUCUCUCUCUCUCUCUCUCUCUCUCUCUCUCUCUCACACACACACACACAAACACACACUUUUUUUACAUGAACACCUUAGAACCUUGUAGAGAGAGACCCACAAAUCCACAAACAAAUAACAUUUUAUAGAGAUAACAAAGAGGGUGUGUUAAUGUGUUUAUAUAUGAUAUGAAAGAUGUCAAAAAUUCUAGAGAGUAAGAGAAGCAAUGAAUUAGAGUUAAAGAAAUGAAGGAAGCAAUUAACCAAUCAAGAUUACCAACACCCAAAACAAUCUUUCUUUCUCUUAUCAUCCUCUCUCUCUUCAUCCUCAUCUUUCUCUCUCUACAAUCCCACAACUCUCUCCAAAAGCCCAUAUCCACCAACCCGACCCAUGGCCUCAAGAUCCGACCCGGAUACACCUCCUACGACACCUACAUCCACCAUCAGCUCCAAAAAACCACCAACCCAAAACUCCGAAAAAUAUGGACCACAAGAGACUGGGCCCGGAAGAUUCGGGUCUUCCAACGGUUUUUUAACCGUUUAAAACAAGAAAAACUGUUAUCAACAACAUCAAAGGCACUAUGCAUUGGGGCCCGGGUUGGGCAAGAAGUGGAGGCAUUGAAACGGGUCGGGGUGAAUAAUUCAAUCGGGUUGGAUCUUGUACCGUACCCGCCUAAUGUGAUCAAGGGUGACUUUCAUUACCAGCCGUUUGAUGAUGAGACUUUUGACUUUGAGUUUUCAAAUGUGUUUGAUCAUGCACUUUACCCGGAUAAAUUUGUGGGGGAGAUCCAACGGACGUUGAAGAUUGGUGGGAUAUGUGUGUUACACGUGGCGGUUUCUAGACGGUCCGAUAAGUACUCGGCCAAUGAUUUGUAUAGCGUUGAACCUUUGAAGAUGUUGUUUAAUGGGUCGGAGCUUGUUCGGUCCAGAAAGGUUGAUGGGUUUGGGUUGGAUACUGAGGUGGUGUUCAGAAAAAAGAAAAGUUGAGGAAAUUAUGAUUUGCUCAUUUUGGAUGAACAAGAUUAGUUAUUAUAGUUUUAUAAAUCAAGUAUUUAAUUAGAGUGUAAUCAUAUUCUAUAUGCAUGUGUAUAAAUAUUGUAACAUACAUAGAUGCAUGUGUAACACCAACCACACCUUAUCUAGUAA
Helianthus annuus (common sunflower) is the source of this 1129-nucleotide messenger RNA. RefSeq lists its product as uncharacterized. Bases 230 to 970 code for a protein of 246 amino acids. The transcript has a single exon. Gene Ontology annotation, molecular function: S-adenosylmethionine-dependent methyltransferase activity. NCBI's taxonomy places the organism in Eukaryota, Viridiplantae, Streptophyta, Magnoliopsida, Asterales, Asteraceae. The record is from RefSeq and is a predicted model, not a curated record.